Venturia canescens is the source of this 2440-nucleotide messenger RNA. Its product is annotated as CDK5RAP1-like protein. Gene Ontology annotation, biological process: negative regulation of cyclin-dependent protein serine/threonine kinase activity; tRNA modification. Gene Ontology annotation, molecular function: 4 iron, 4 sulfur cluster binding; methylthiotransferase activity. NCBI's taxonomy places the organism in Eukaryota, Metazoa, Arthropoda, Insecta, Hymenoptera, Ichneumonidae. The transcript is spliced from 7 exons. The record is from RefSeq and is a predicted model, not a curated record. Gene Ontology annotation, cellular component: mitochondrion. Bases 455 to 2284 code for a protein of 609 amino acids.
GCCACAGGUAUUGCUAUGGCGGACGCAGCGCAGCCAGCAGCACAGCAAGCUUGACAGCAAGCAUGCAAAGCGAGUGAGAAGACCGAUGACUGAUACCGAUAACAGCGGCUGCUGUUGUGUCCAUUGCUGCCGCCGUGGCGGCAACAAAAACUUCUCUGCAGUGUGUGUGUGUGGAUAUGUGUAGUGUGCUUCGCUUCAAAUCUUUUUUCCGCAAGUAUAUAACGAAAAUGGAAUGAGUAAUAUUCAAUGAGACCUUCUUUCAUCAAAUGAAUAUUCAAUCAAAUAUCUCGUUUCAACUGUAAAUUCCGAUAUUCGAAUUUUUCAACGAGAGUUUUACGUCGCACAUUGGCUUUAUAUCAUGCAAAGGAAAGCAGAAAAUUUAUGAUCAAUUAAUUUUGUGGUUAUUCGUUCAGCUAUACGAUAUCUAUAUUUUAACAAUUUUAUAAGAAGAAAAAUGAACGGUAUACGAUACGCAUCAGCGUGUUUUGGUGGACCCCAUAAGUUAGUUCGUGAGUUACCGAAACAGUGGUGUUACAAAAUUCGAACGAUCAGGGCAAAUAUAGGUACAUCAGGAUCUCGAGGGUUUCACCGUUCCAUUGAGUGUUUUGCUACUGCUGAAGAGGAAUCUGACAAACUUUCGAGGAAGACCAAAAGGAAUUUAUUUCAUGGUCCGGAUCUCGCGGAUUUCAUCUUGGCUAAUAGGAAAUCCAACCAUUUGCCCAAUACUAAGACCGACGUAGUACCCUAUUUGAAGAAUGUUGAGAGCGGAGGACUUUCAGUGUACUUUGAAGUAUACGGCUGUCAAAUGAAUGUCAAUGAUUCCGAUGUGGUCUGGGCGAUCCUGAAAAAACAUGGUUAUAAAAGAUCAGCGGAUAUCAACACGGCAAAUAUAAUUUUAUUGGUGACUUGCGCCAUUCGUGAAAAAGCUGAAGAAAAAGUUUGGAACAAGCUGGAGUACUUGAAGGCUCUAAAGGCUAGGAGAAGGCCAUUGGGACACAAAUAUCCCAUGAAGAUUGGGUUACUCGGGUGCAUGGCUGAACGUUUAAAAGACAAAGUCUUGGAAAGAAAUCGAGCGGUGGACAUUGUCGCGGGUCCAGAUAGUUACAAAGAUCUUCCACGUCUUCUAAUGCUCUGCGAUCGAAAUGAAACUGCUAUUAACGUCAUCCUUUCGGCCGAUGAGACCUAUGCAGAUGUCAUGCCUGUAAGAUUCAACGAAAACUCAAAAAGUGCUUUUGUGACUAUAAUGCGGGGCUGCGACAAUAUGUGCUCUUAUUGUAUAGUACCGUUUACCCGCGGAAGAGAAAGAUCGAGGCCAGUCACGAGUAUUCUUAGCGAGGUGCAACAUUUAUCCGAUCAGGGUGUCAAAGAAAUAACGCUCCUGGGACAAAACGUCAACAGCUAUCGGGAUCUUACACAAUCUGAUUUUUAUGUAGACGCUAAAGCUCCGACCGAUAUGGCCAAGGGUUUCAAUACUGUUUAUAAGACUAAAAUGGGAGGUUUGCGAUUCGGUGAACUUCUCGAUAAGGUAUCGCUGAUAAAUCCUGAAAUACGAAUAAGAUUCACAUCUCCGCAUCCGAAGGAUUUUCCAGACCAAGUUCUCCAAUUGAUUGCUGAACGACCAAACGUUUGUAAACAAUUGCAUUUACCCGCUCAGAGCGGAAAUUCCGCGGUUCUCGAACGCAUGCGUCGAGGAUACACUCGCGGGGCUUAUCUCAAACUGGUCGAUCACGUACGAAACAUUAUUCCUAAUGUAUCGCUGUCGAGUGAUUUUAUUGCUGGUUUUUGCGGCGAAACUGAGGCGGAAUUCAUGGACACUCUCUCUCUAAUGGAAAUGGUCGAGUACAACAAAGCAUAUUUGUUUGCUUAUAGUAUGAGAGAGAAAACUACGGCUCAUCGACGGCUAAGCGACGACGUUGCUAUGGACACGAAACAGGAGCGACUCAGAAAGAUGAUUGAUCGGGCCAAAAUUUCGGCUGAAAAAUUGAACGGGCACCAGAUAGGGAGUCAACAACUCGUACUCAUCGAAGGUCAUGGUCGAAAGAUGAACAAUGUUUUGGUAGGACGGAACGAUGGAAAUACGAGGGUUGUUAUACCGAACGAAGUAAUACCGGAGAGUAGCGAAACUCAUCGAUCGCGGUCAAUAAGUCCCGGUGAUUAUGUAGUCGUACAAAUUUAUAAUGCGAAUAUGAAUUCGCUUUUAGGAGUUCCUCUGUAUCAUUCAUCAAUAUCGAGCUACAUUCUAGAAUCGGAAAAACACAGACAGAAUAUCGUUGAAAUAAGAUGAAAUUUAUUUAAACAAUACUAAUUUUACGCGAGUCUCGAAAGAUAAUAUGGAGAAAUGAACAAGCGUUAACAAGUUACUUAUUGUACAUGAAUACACGUUAUACGUUAUUACCUUUGAACUGUACUAUUGACAAAAAAUAAAUAUAUUCGUCCUUUA